This is a messenger RNA of Phasianus colchicus (ring-necked pheasant), 1585 nucleotides long. It is a transcript of the gene HINFP, whose product is annotated as histone H4 transcription factor. NCBI's taxonomy places the organism in Eukaryota, Metazoa, Chordata, Aves, Galliformes, Phasianidae. The record is from RefSeq and is a predicted model, not a curated record. Gene Ontology annotation, molecular function: RNA polymerase II cis-regulatory region sequence-specific DNA binding; DNA-binding transcription factor activity, RNA polymerase II-specific. Gene Ontology annotation, biological process: anatomical structure development; regulation of transcription by RNA polymerase II.
UAGCUUCCGGUGUCCCCCAGCGAGGCGCUUCCGGUCUGUGCCCGCGGCCUCACCGUGGUGUGCGGGCACCGGGCAGCCUCUGUGCGAACGCGAGCGGAAGGGUGAGGAGAGGCCUCGGCGGUUCCGGCCAUGCCGCCCGUGAAGGCCGGCGGUAAGGAAGCCCUGGUGCUGCAGUGCGAGUGGGAGGCGUGCAGCUACGUGGCCUCCGCCAUGGAGGAGUUCUGCGGGCAUGUGGCCCAGCACCUGCGGCUGCACCUGCCCGGCGAGCAGCGGGACGAGCUGGACCCUCUCGAGGAAUACACGUGUCUGUGGCAGGAAUGUGGUUUCUGUUCCCCGGAGAGCCCCGCCGACCUCAUCCGCCAUGUCUACUUCCACUGCUACCAUACCAAGCUAAAGCAGUGGGGACUGCAGGCCCUGCAGGGCCAGUCGGAGGUGAGCCACUGCCAGCUGGACUUCCAGAGCCGCAACAUCAUCCCUGAAAUCCAGGAGAACUUUCAGUGCCUAUGGGAGUACUGCGAGAGAUCAUUUGAUAAUCCCGAGUGGUUCUAUCGGCACGUGGAGGAUCACAGCUUCUGUUCGGAAUAUAAGGCUGCUGGGAAGGAGAACCAUGUGGUCCUCUGUGGCUGGAAAGACUGUGACUGCACCUUCAAAGGGCGCUGCAAGCUGCGGGAGCACCUGCGGAGCCACACGCAGGAGAAGGUGGUGGCCUGCCCUACCUGUGGUGGGAUGUUUGCCAACAACACCAAGUUCUUUGAUCACAUUCGCCGUCAGACCGCGCUGGACCAGCAGAGGUUUCAGUGUUCUCACUGUUCCAAGAGGUUCGCCACAGAGAGGCUGCUUCGUGACCACAUGAGGAACCACGUGAACCAUUAUAAGUGCCCUCUGUGUGACAUGACCUGCCCACUGCCCUCCUCCCUGCGGAAUCACAUCCGUUUUCGGCACAGUGAGGAGCGACCGUUCAAAUGUGACUAUUGUGACUACAGGUGCAAGAAUCUCAUUGACUUGAGGAAACAUCUGGAUACGCACAGCAAAGAGCCGGCCUAUCGCUGCGAGUUUGAGGCUUGCAGCUUCACUGCACGUUCCCUCUGCUCCAUCAAACUGCACUACCGGAAAGUCCACGAGGGUGACUCAGAACCCCGCUAUAAGUGCCAUGUCUGUGACAAGAGCUUCACACGUGGAAACAACCUUACUGUCCACCUCAGGAAGAAACACCAGUUCAAAUGGCCUUCAGGGCAUCCUCGCUUCAGGUACAAGGAACACGAGGAUGGCUACAUGAGGCUGCAGCUGGUGCGCUAUGAGAGUGUGGAGCUGACGGAGCAGCUGUUGAAGGAUGGAGAGAAACAGGAGGAGGCACUGGAUGGCUCCACUGACGGUGUGGUGCUGUCUGAAGCUCUGAGCAAGCACAGCCCAGUACCUUCUCAGGAGCAGUGCAGUCCUCAGAGCAGGAGCCCAGCACCCCAGCCAACCCCAUCAUCCGUGUGGUGAACCGGACCAACGAGCACGGGGAGAGUGAGACUGUGUAUUAUAUCAUGGCCAGCACACUCUCAGAGGAGCGGGCAGCAGCAGGCAGUGGGCUGGCUAUGGA